AAAUAUUAUCCAGAAGCAAAAAAAUGAAGAUUAUUCCUACAAAACACUUGUUCCAUUUUUCCUGCCUUCUCGUUUUCUGCAGGUUGCUCUUGGCCGAGGUAGCAUUGGCUCAAAACACAACGGCUACCGCCACCAUUCCAGUAAACGUGGGUGUGGUUCUUGACAUGGAUAUGUGGGUUGGGAAGCUGGGGCUGAGUUGCAUCAACAUGGCCCUGCAAGACUUUUAUUCCUACCACAGUAACUACGCAACCAGAUUGGUUUUAAACAUAAGGGAUUCCAAGGGAGAUGUUGUUGGGGCGGCUGCUGCCGGUCUGGACUUGAUUAAGAAUGUCGAAGUGCAAGCAAUCAUAGGAACAGAAAAUUCAAUGCAAGCAAACUUCGUAAUAGAUCUUGGAAACAAAGCACAAGUACCCAUCAUAUCGUUCUCCGCAACAAGUCCUUCUCUUACCUCCAUUCGGAGCCCAUACUUCCUACGAGCAACGCAAAACGACUCUUCUCAGGUCAAAGCUAUUAGUGCUAUUGUUGAAGCCUUCGGCUGGAGAGAAGCCGUCCCUAUAUAUGUAGAUAAUGAGUUUGGAGAAGGGGUUAUACCUUACUUAAUCGACGCCUUGGAAGAGGUUAAUGCUCGGGUUCACUACAAGAAUAUCCACCUUUAGUGACUAAAUUAUUGGUCAUUAAAUCAUUAUUUUUCAUCACAAAUUAUUAUUAGUGACAAAAUUUAAAUCGUUAAUAAAACCCUUGUCACUAA
This is a messenger RNA of Rubroshorea leprosula, 748 nucleotides long. NCBI's taxonomy places the organism in Eukaryota, Viridiplantae, Streptophyta, Magnoliopsida, Malvales, Dipterocarpaceae. The record is from the annotation of a GenBank genome assembly.